CGGGCAGCCCGAGGACGCACUGGCCUGGCAGGGCAGCGCCUCACCCGAGGGCCCCGAGCUGGCCGGAACCGGACCACAGCUCCCUUGGCGGCCCCUCCUCUGGGCCGGGUCAUGCGCUGCCCCAAGUGCCUACUCUGCCUGUCAGCGCUGCUCACGCUCCUGGGCCUCAAAGUGUACAUCGAGUGGACAUCGGGGUCCAAGCUCAGCAAGGCUUACCCGGGACACCGGGGCACCCUGCCUGGCCCAGCGCCAACCAAUGCUGAGCCCACACUGCCCUCCAACCUCUCUGUCCGCCUAGGCCAGACUGGCCCGCUGCCCUCCGCUUACUGGAACCAGGAGCAGAGGCGGCUGGGGGCUCUGCCCAGUGGGCACUGCCAGGCUUGGGGGGUGGCUGCAGCCUCAGCGAUCCCGGACUUUGCCUCCUAUCCUGAGGACCUCCGUCGCUUCCUGCUGUCAGCAGCCUGUAGGAGCUUCCCGCAAUGGCUGCCUGGAGGGGAGGACAGCCACGUGGCCAGCUGCAGCGAUAACGAUGUCCCCUAUCUGCUCUUGGCUGUCAAGUCGGAACCAGGCCACUUUGCGGAACGACAGGCUGUGAGGGAGACGUGGGGCAAGGCGGCCCCCGGGACCCGCCUGCUCUUCCUGCUGGGAUCCCCUCGGGGUGAGGGCGGGCCUGACCUGCGCUCACUGGUGACCUGGGAGAGUCAGCGCUACCGUGACCUGCUGCUCUGGGAAUUCCUUGAUGUCCCCUACAACCGGACACUCAAAGACCUGCUGCUGCUGGCCUGGCUGGGCCGUCACUGCCCCGGGGUGACUUUUGUCCUGCAGGCUCAGGACGAUGCUUUCGUGCACACCACUGCCCUGCUGCAGCACCUGCAGGCCUUGCCACCCACCUGGGCCCGAAGCCUCUACCUGGGCGAGGUCUUCACCCAGGCCAAGCCCCUCCGGAAGCCAGGAGGGCCAUUCUACGUGCCCCAGUCCUUCUUUGAGGGUAGCUACCCAGCCUACGCGAGUGGAGGUGGCUACGUCAUUGCGGGGCGCCUGGCUCCCUGGCUGCUGCAGGCAGCCGCCCGCGUGGCACCCUUCCCCUUUGAUGACGUCUAUACUGGCCUCUGCUUCCGUGCCCUGGGCCUGGUGCCCCGGACCCACCCAGGCUUCCUCACGGCCUGGCCAGCAGACCGCCAGAAGGACCCCUGUGCUCUGCGAGACCUGCUGCUGGUGCGACCCCUCAGCCCCCAGGACAGCAUUCGGCUCUGGAGACACCUGCAGAAGCCCGGGGUCCAGUGCUGAGCCUUGUGUGGAACUGGGGUGGGGCACUGGCCUGAGCAGGGGCUGGGCUGGGCUGGGCAGACAGUGACCUUAGGUGUGUGAGCUACUUUCUGAUUGUCAGCAUUACAUCCUCUCUGCUCUGA
Jaculus jaculus (lesser Egyptian jerboa) is the source of this 1409-nucleotide messenger RNA. RefSeq names its product UDP-GlcNAc:betaGal beta-1,3-N-acetylglucosaminyltransferase 8 (gene B3gnt8). The record is from RefSeq and is a predicted model, not a curated record. Gene Ontology annotation, cellular component: membrane. Gene Ontology annotation, molecular function: protein N-acetylglucosaminyltransferase activity. NCBI's taxonomy places the organism in Eukaryota, Metazoa, Chordata, Mammalia, Rodentia, Dipodidae. The transcript has 2 exons. Bases 112 to 1287 code for a protein of 391 amino acids.